GGAGCGCCGUCUGUCUGGGGUCGGGGGACGGGACCUCGCGGGGCGGAGGCGGGGGCUGUCCCCAGCGUUGGCCUUUCCUCUCUUUUCCCCUCUCUUCCGUGCCCUAACCCGGGCGUCGGGUUUCCCUGCCCGGAGACCAGUGGAGUUGUCUGCAUCCGGGCCCCCGGCUUCCCGGCAGCGGCGGCGGCGGCGCCGAGAGCAGGGGAUGGGGAUCGAGCCUCCCCGCCGCUUUCCCUCCCGCGGCCCCCGAGCCGGCUCCUCCUCGGGACCCGGCGUCAGACCCGUGGGACCCGCUGCCUCGCGGGCUCCACGGACCCGAGCCUGGGGCCCGGGAGGCCUGGCCCGGGGAAGGCCGAGGGCGGGCGGCACGGCUGCUCCGGACCCGGUUGGGGGCAGCGAGGAGGCGACGCGGGUGGGACGGCGGGAGGGCGGAGUGGACACACCGCACGUCCACCGGCCCGAACACCUGGGCAGCAGCUGGAGGUUGCGUUACGCUCCAUUCCGUGGGCCGUGGCCCGCUUGCUCCACCGUCCGCGGUUGCGCCGAUAAGGGAAGCAUUGCGACGUGGGCAUCACUUGAUGAUGGUAUCAGUUUCAGAAAGAAGCGCACUGAUUGCAGGUCUGGGGGCCCCCGCGAGCCCUUCCGGGCGCCUGUGCUCGGAGGCACCGAGGGAGGCCAGGCUCUUGCCCAGGAGAUUCAGAGCAGCCGUUGUCAGUCGAUAGCAAAGCCACAGCCUGGUUGUGGAUAAAUCCCAAUUAAAGGUGUUACCAUUCUUCACCUGUGAUGCAAAGCAAGGGGACACACUGCUUCUGGCGUUACUUUUAAUUUGUGCAAAAGGCACUGGGACAUACGGCUAGAUAGGGUCUUUCUCAGACUUUGGAAAACUUAACAUAAUGGGAACAUUUCAGAAGCAAGUAUAUAGCAUAUGGGCGACUAAUAAUCUGCAGUCAGAAUACUUGACAUAUGAUGAUAUGAUGGUGUAUGUGACGAAGGUACUGUCGCCAGCACCUCAGCCAAACCCUGCCACUCUUUCGGAAAGGACAGGAGCUGGAUUUGCCUUUUGAUGAUGAAAAAUGAGCAGAAUUAUCGAUCCCAUUACAGACCGUGCCGUGAGCUAGCACUCACCUGCUCCAGGAAACAAUUGCAUAGGGGCUAAAUAUUUUUUUUCCCCCCGUAUAAAGUUGAUUUAAAAAAAAACAACAACAACUCUUUAUGUGGCUCCCUUAGCAGUCUAAACUUUUCCUUUCAGAGAAAGAGGUAGAAAACCUAUAAAAACUCCCCAGUCUGUCAAGCCUGCCCUUGGGCUCAAUUGAAAAAGUCCAGCGGAGGAGGGCAGGUAGCCCGUUCGCUGAGAAACGUGAAGCUGAGCGAGACGGCCUGAUGGUGAUGUCCUGGUCAUCCCUGUGGGUCUUGCCUAAUGAAAAGUUAGGAAGGGUUGCCCACUGUGUGGCGUUACAAGCAGUUCGCUGUCGGUAAAGUUCAAGUCCGUCUGGCGGCUUCUGAUGCCGAAGGAGCGCUGACUUGGGACCCUGUUUCCCUCACGGCGGGAGAAGAGAAGCGGAAGGCAUGGCUGCACGCAGCGUGCGUCCCAAUGAUGGUUGAAUCGGAUUGACAGCUGCAGGGGAGCACCCCCCUUUCUGAAUACCAGUCAGAAAAGAGGUGACCGAUACUUGGUAAAGGUUUAGGGAAAAGCGAAGCUUCGGACCUACCCCUCUGCUAGCAGUGUCAGCAAACAACAGUUCACACAAUCUGCAUGUGUUAUUUUCAGAAAACGUGGGGUCCUUCUCCUGAACCUGCUGUUUACAGGAGUGGCAAGCCACGGCGCCACCCGUUUGGACCCUGGCCUUCCCUCAGAAGACUCUUUAGGCUAAUAAGAUAUCCUUGGAGCACUCGGAUAAUGUGACAGUUGGGAUGUAGUGAUGUCGACUCUCUGUCCUCCACCAUCUCCAGCUGUUGCCAAGACAGAGAUUGCUUUAAGUGGCGAAUCACCUUUAUUAGCUGCUACCUUUGCUUACUGGGACAAUAUUCUUGGUCCUAGAGUGAGACAUAUUUGGGCUCCAAAGACAGAACAGGUACUUCUCAGCGAUGGAGAAAUAACUUUUCUUGCCAACCACACCCUAAAUGGAGAAAUCCUCCGAAAUGCAGAGAGUGGGGCUAUAGAUGUAAAGUUUUUUGUCUUGUCUGAAAAGGGAGUAAUCAUUGUUUCAUUAAUCUUCGAUGGAAACUGGAAUGGCGAUAGGAGCACAUACGGACUAUCAAUUAUACUUCCACAGACAGAACUAAGCUUCUACCUCCCGCUUCACAGAGUGUGUGUCGAUAGACUAACACACAUUAUCCGGAAAGGAAGGAUAUGGAUGCAUAAGGAAAGGCAAGAGAUUGUCCAGAAGAUAGUGCUAGAAGGCACAGAGAGAAUGGAAGAUCAGGGUCAGAGUAUUAUUCCAAUGCUUACUGGAGAAGUAAUUCCUGUAAUGGAACUGCUUUCAUCUAUGAAAUCACAUAGUGUUCCUGAAGAAAUAGAUAUUGCUGAAACAGUUCUCAACGAUGAUGACAUUGGUGAUAGUUGUCAUGAAGGCUUUCUUCUCAAUGCCAUUAGCUCACACCUGCAAACCUGUGGCUGUUCUGUUGUAGUAGGUAGCAGUGCAGAGAAAGUAAAUAAGAUAGUAAAAACAUUAUGCCUUUUUCUGACUCCAGCAGAGAGAAAAUGCUCCAGAUUAUGUGAAGCAGAAUCAUCAUUUAAAUAUGAGUCAGGACUCUUUGUCCAAGGCCUGCUAAAGGAUUCCACUGGAAGCUUUGUGCUACCCUUCCGGCAAGUCAUGUAUGCUCCCUACCCCAGCACUCACAUAGACGUGGAUGUCAACACCGUCAAGCAGAUGCCGCCCUGUCACGAGCACAUCUACAAUCAGCGCAGGUACAUGCGAUCAGAGCUGACGGCAUUCUGGAGAGCCACUUCAGAGGAGGACAUGGCUCAGGACACGGUCAUCUACACCGACGAAAGCUUCACUCCCGAUUUGAUUAUGGAAAGUAGCAUUGUGCAGCCAUUUCAACAUUUGGACUAUUUUCUUCACAGGAAUAUUUUUCAAGAUGUCCUACACAGAGACACACUAGUAAAAGCCUUCCUGGAUCAGGUCUUUCAUUUGAAGCCUGGUUUAUCUCUCAGGAGUACUUUCCUUGCACAGUUUCUGCUCGUCCUUCACAGAAAAGCUUUGACGCUAAUAAAAUAUAUAGAAGAUGAUACGCAGAAGGGGAAAAAGCCCUUUAAAUCUCUUCGGAACCUGAAGAUAGACCUUGAUUUAACAGCAGAGGGCGAUCUUAACAUAAUAAUGGCUCUAGCUGAGAAAAUUAAACCAGGCCUGCACUCCUUUAUCUUUGGAAGAUCUUUCUAUACUAGUGUACAAGAGCGAGACGUUCUAAUGACUUUUUAAAUGUGUAACUUACUAAAUAUAUUUCAUCACAAUCAUAAUUGCUGCUAAAGUAGCUCACUUGGUAUGGGACACAUCAGUCCCUGGGGUCAUACUUCAAAGUCCUACUUGGCAAUGGCAGUCAGACUUAGUUACACUACAGUUGUCACAAGAAGUCUGCGAAGGGAUGUCAGGUGCAUCGUUAGCAGUGGAUGGAUCUUUUCCUAGUUGUGCUCUCUUGGGAUACAGACUUAUGUUUACAAUUAUAAAUAUUAUUGCUAUCUUUAAAAAAGAUGAUAAUAGAAUAUAAACUUGACCACAACUACUAUUUUUUGAAACUUAGGAUUCAUGGUUUACAUGUAUCAAAGUGAAAUCUGAGUUAGCUUCCAGAGAUAAAGUACUAGUUGACUUUGCACUUUUUGGUGUUUCUCGGUACAUGGAAUAACUAAUACUGUUGCAGUCAGCUGAAAACUGGAGCUUCUGAAUCAUUUCAGUUCCAUAGACAGGAAGUUAAUUUGAAGCUAGAGUAAGCUUGAGAAAGAAAAUAUUGUUCAAGCAGAUGUUUAACUAAAGUUAAUUAUUAGAUCCUACUUUGUAGAUGUAGUCAUUCAGAGUCAGUGUGUAUAGAAAUGAACACAAUCAGGGUGAUUUUGUUUUGUUGCUAAGCUCUGUCAAAGAAAAUAUAGGAAAUUGGAUUUUAUGUUUUAGUAGUCGUUGCCAACUUUUUAAAUGAAUGUUCAUUAUUUUUGAGCCAAGUGGAAAUGUGUACUUCUGUGCCCUUUUUUUCCUCGGAGACUAUAAUUACUUGGAAGAAGUUUGGAUUUCACUGGUCAGUCAUUGUCAUCUUGUUUUCUUCUUGUAUAGUCUCACCCUGAUGGCAAUCAUUGUAAUUCCGAGACUAUGAAAUGCAAUAGAGAAUAUACUAAUAACUUUUUUCAGGAAUAGAGGUUAGUACCUUGUCUUCUUAUAUUUCUGCACAUAUUUUUUAAGUUGUUGCCGUGUGUCUUUGCCCGCAUCGUCUGAGGAGUAGCAGGAGACACUUCACUGACAUGCUAUUUAACUAGGUGCUACUUUGGCAGAACUGAGUGGUCUGUUUCUUUUUUUUUUCUUAAUGUGUUGGACCAUUUUGCUGGCUACAAAAUAACUGAUUAACGUAAUUCUGUGCUAGAACAGUGUUGACAUAGUAGUAGAAUAUGCAAGCAUAAAAAAUUAUUUAAAGCUGUGGAAGUAACACAAAAGGGAAAAAUAUUUAUAAGAAAGGGAUAAAAGUAAUAGAGCCCCUCUGCCUUUGCCCAAAUUUAAGCAAAAGCAUGUUCUGUUUUGAAAAGUCCUAACGGCCUUUCACAUAACUCAUAAGAAAUACUUUAUGCACAGAACUAGAUGACUGAUGCUGUCAUGAAAAAUGUACACAUACCACCUUGUUGUACCCUGUACUCACUGUUUUUUACAUGAUAAAUUAUUGAAGUGCUGACUGGUUUUCUGUUUUUUUGCUGGUUUAUUGUAUUGUUAUUUAGAAUGCAAGUUGUACAGUGAAAUAAGUUAUUAAGGCAUGUGUAAACAUUGCUACAUAUAUUUUCUCCUAGAAGGAGAAUUUUGAAUAAAAUAUCUUUGACAUUU
Molecule: messenger RNA, 5015 nt
Organism: Myotis myotis
Lineage: Eukaryota; Metazoa; Chordata; Mammalia; Chiroptera; Vespertilionidae
Gene: C9orf72
Product: C9orf72-SMCR8 complex subunit
Exons: 11
Coding region: 1920-3422 (500 amino acids)
Biological process (GO): endocytosis; autophagy
Cellular component (GO): endosome; autophagosome
Molecular function (GO): guanyl-nucleotide exchange factor activity
Source: RefSeq, a predicted model, not a curated record